This is a messenger RNA of Alnus glutinosa, 789 nucleotides long. RefSeq names its product protein NTM1-like 9. Gene Ontology annotation, biological process: regulation of DNA-templated transcription. The transcript has 3 exons. The coding region runs from base 1 to 789 and encodes 262 amino acids. NCBI's taxonomy places the organism in Eukaryota, Viridiplantae, Streptophyta, Magnoliopsida, Fagales, Betulaceae. The record is from RefSeq and is a predicted model, not a curated record. Gene Ontology annotation, molecular function: DNA binding.
AUGGCUGCGUUGUCUUCGAAUCUGCCACCGAGGUUCAAGUUCAGUCCGACGGACGUGCAAAUCAUCGACUACUACUUGAGGUUAAAGAUCACUGGGAAUGACGAAGAGCUUUACUUUAUUCGCGAAGUUCAGUUAACUGACGAAGAGCUUUACGUUCUUCAAACGGGAGCCCGGGGAUAUGCCAGUCUGGUAUCUUUAACUGUAAGUUUAUCCGGCAUAGAGACGACGGAUGGAGAGUGGAUCUUCUUCUCGUCCCCAGAACUGAAGCAGCCGAAUGGGAAACGGUUUAACUGGAGGACCGACGCUGGGUACUGGAAAGUGACCGGUAAGGAUCAAGAAAUCUGGUCCGGAGCGAGCUUGAUUGGAAAAAAAAAGUUUCUGGUUUUCUAUAAGAGGGGUACUGCUUCUAAAUGGGAAAAAACCAAUUGGGUAAUGCAUGAGUACCACACAACCUUGAAGGAGCUUGAUGGCACCAAACCCGGACAGAAAGCCUUUGUCCUCUGUCGUUUAUUCUAUAAGCCUAAGCAAAACUCCGGCAAAGCUGGACCUGCCAAGUCUAAAUUAGCACUGGAAGGGCAAGCUGAAGAUCAUCCAACUACUAAUGAAUCUCUUCAUUCUGAAAUUUCUAAUGGAAUGACAUAUGACACUUCAGAAUCUCCAGACAAGGGCAGCAGAGCUCGAAAGCGAAAGGACUCUAGCAAAGCUGGACCUGCCAAGUCUAAACGAAGUGCGACUUCAGUAUCUCCAGCACUGGAAAAGCAAGCUGAUCGAAGAUCAUACAACAAGUAA